AUGAGAGAGCUGGUCAACAUUCCACUGGUACAUAUUCUUACUCUGGUUACCUUCAGCGGGACUGAGAAACUUCCAAAAGCACCUGUUAUCACCACUCCUCUUGAGACAGUGGAUGCCUUAGUUGAAGAAGUAGCUACUUUUAUGUGUGCGGUGGAAUCUUAUCCCCAGCCUGAGAUCUCCUGGACUAGAAAUAAAAUUCUUAUUAAGCUCUUUGACACCCGCUAUAGCAUUCGGGAGAAUGGACAGCUCCUCACCAUCCUGAGUGUGGAAGACAGUGAUGACGGCAUUUACUGCUGCGUAGCCAACAAUGGUGUCGGGGGAGCUGCUGAGAGCUGUGGAGCCCUGCAAGUGAAGAUGAAACCUAAAAUAACUCGUCCUCCCAUAAAUGUGAAAAUAAUAGAGGGAUUAAAAGCAGUUCUACCGUGCACUACAAUGGGCAAUCCCAAACCUUCAGUCUCUUGGAUCAAGGGGGACAGUGCUCUCAGGGAAAAUUCCCGCAUUGCAGUUCUUGAAUCUGGGAGUCUAAGAAUCCAUAAUGUGCAAAAGGAAGAUGCGGGACAGUACCGGUGUGUGGCAAAAAACAGCCUUGGGACAGCGUAUUCCAAACUGGUGAAGCUGGAAGUUGAGGAAGAAAGCGAACCUGAGCAAGAUACUAAAGUUUUUGCCAGAAUACUGCGGGCUCCUGAAUCCCACAAUGUCACCUUUGGCUCCUUUGUGACCCUGCGCUGUACAGCAACAGGCAUUCCUGUCCCCACCAUCACCUGGAUUGAAAAUGGAAAUGCUAUUUCUUCAGGGUCCAUUCAAGAGAGUGUAAAAGACAGAGUGAUUGAUUCAAGAUUGCAGCUGUUUAUCACCAAGCCAGGACUCUACACAUGCAUAGCUACCAAUAAGCAUGGGGAGAAAUUCAGUACGGCCAAGGCCGCGGCCACCAUCAGUAUAGCAGAAUGGAGUAAACCGCAGAAAGAUAACAAAGGCUACUGCACCCAGUACAGAGGGGAGGUGUGUGAUGCAGUCCUGGCAAAAGAUGCUCUUGUUUUUUUCAACACCUCCUACGCGGACCCAGAGGAGGCCCAAGAGUUACUGGUCCACACUGCCUGGAAUGAACUGAAAACAGUGAGCCCACUCUGCCGGCCGGCUGCUGAGGCUUUGCUGUGUAACCACAUCUUCCAAGAGUGCAGCCCUGGAGUAGUACCUACUCCUACCCCUAUUUGCAGAGAGUACUGCUUAGCAGUAAAGGAACUCUUCUGUGCAAAAGAAUGGCUGGCAAUGGAAGAAAAGACACACAGAGGAUUCUACAGAUCUGGGAUGCAUCUGUUCCCCCUGCCAGAAUGCAGCAAGCUUCCCAGCAUGCAUUGGGACCCCAUGGCCUGUACCAGACUGCCAUAUUUAGAUUAUAAAAAAGAAAACUUAACAACAUUCCCACCAAUGACGUCUUCAAAGCCAAGUGUGGACAUUCCAAAUUUGCCCUCUUCCUCUUCUUCCUCCUUCUCUGUCUCACCUACAUACUCCAUGACUGUAAUAAUCUCCAUCAUGUCCAGCUUUGCCAUAUUUGUGCUUCUUGCCAUAACUACUCUUUAUUGCUGCCGAAGAAGAAAACAAUGGAGAAAUAAGAAAAGAGAAUCAGCAGCAGUAACCCUCACCACACUGCCUUCUGAGCUCUUGCUAGACAGACUUCAUCCCAACCCCAUGUACCAGAGGAUGCCACUCCUUCUGAAUCCCAAAUUGCUCAGUCUGGAGUAUCCAAGGAAUAACAUUGAAUAUGUGAGAGAUAUUGGUGAGGGAGCAUUUGGAAGGGUCUUUCAAGCAAGGGCUCCAGGCUUACUUCCCUAUGAACCUUUCACUAUGGUGGCAGUAAAAAUGCUCAAGGAAGAAGCUUCAGCAGAUAUGCAAGCGGACUUUCAGAGGGAGGCAGCACUCAUGGCAGAAUUUGACAACCCUAACAUUGUGAAACUCUUAGGCGUGUGCGCUGUGGGGAAGCCUAUGUGCCUGCUCUUUGAAUACAUGGCCUACGGCGACCUCAACGAAUUCCUGCGCAGCAUGUCCCCUCACACUGUGUGCAGCCUCAGCCACAGUGACUUGUCCAUGCGGGCUCCUGUCUCCAGCCCCGGACCCCCACCUCUCUCCUGUGCCGAGCAGCUCUGCAUAGCAAGGCAGGUAGCAGCCGGCAUGGCUUACCUCUCGGAGCGCAAGUUUGUCCACCGGGAUCUAGCCACCAGGAACUGCCUGGUGGGUGAGAACAUGGUGGUGAAAAUCGCCGACUUUGGCCUCUCCAGGAACAUCUACUCCGCGGAUUACUACAAAGCUAACGAGAACGAUGCCAUCCCUAUCCGCUGGAUGCCGCCGGAAUCCAUUUUCUACAACCGCUACACCACGGAGUCUGACGUGUGGGCCUACGGCGUGGUCCUCUGGGAGAUCUUCUCCUAUGGCCUGCAGCCCUACUACGGGAUGGCCCACGAGGAGGUCAUUUACUACGUGCGAGAUGGCAACAUCCUCUCCUGCCCCGAGAACUGUCCCCUGGAACUGUACAAUCUAAUGCGUCUGUGCUGGAGCAAGCUGCCUGCCGACAGGCCCAGUUUCACCAGCAUUCACCGCAUUCUGGAACGCAUGUGUGAGAGGGCAGAGGGAGCUGUGAGUGUGUAAGGUCGGAGACGCUCAGAUAAAACGCUGCACCCCUCUCAGACUCUCUGAGCCAGAGGAAUCCUACAGCAGGGGCCCAACCAGACUCAGGUAGGGAAGAAUAGCAGACAUGAGUAGCUGCCCCUGACUUACCAGGGGAAAAAAAAAAACAGUGCAGAAUCCCUGUGAUAGAAAGACAGGGUAAACCAGUGAAUGGAAACAAGCUAGGAGCUACGUCAGACAGCAGGAGAUACCUAUUCUUCCUCAUGGGGUAGUUUGUAACACAAAUUAGA
Messenger RNA from Tupaia belangeri chinensis (Chinese tree shrew), 2909 nucleotides. RefSeq names its product muscle associated receptor tyrosine kinase (gene MUSK). Gene Ontology annotation, biological process: multicellular organism development; protein phosphorylation; cell surface receptor protein tyrosine kinase signaling pathway. The record is from RefSeq and is a predicted model, not a curated record. Gene Ontology annotation, cellular component: signaling receptor complex; plasma membrane. NCBI's taxonomy places the organism in Eukaryota, Metazoa, Chordata, Mammalia, Scandentia, Tupaiidae. Bases 1 to 2640 code for a protein of 879 amino acids. The transcript has 16 exons. Gene Ontology annotation, molecular function: ATP binding; Wnt-protein binding; transmembrane receptor protein tyrosine kinase activity.